Mytilinidion resinicola is the source of this 1918-nucleotide messenger RNA. RefSeq lists its product as uncharacterized. NCBI's taxonomy places the organism in Eukaryota, Fungi, Ascomycota, Dothideomycetes, Mytilinidiales, Mytilinidiaceae. Bases 128 to 1789 code for a protein of 553 amino acids. The transcript has a single exon. The record is from RefSeq and is a predicted model, not a curated record.
GCAGCAGCGCAACACCACUUCCAAUGUUCCGGAGCCUUCGUUCGCGCACGUUCUGGUCAGCACACUAUCACGACGACGCCGGAAGCAUACUUGUCUGGCUCGAAAAAGCACGCCGCUGAAGUCCAAGAUGAGAUCGUCACGCAGCGAAGGCACUCCAAACCCGCCCAGCUACAUUGAUCCUCGAAGUCUCAUGGCACCGCCGCAACGCAACCCUCUUACCGGCGCGCCAACAACUACCUUCGCUGCCCCCCGCAUGCUUCGCACCCUCUUGCCGACACCCCAGGUGGCAGCAGCACGCCCUGAUUUGGAGACAACACCACUAGAUCCCACGAUGACCCCGGCGGGACCGAGCAGCUCGCUCUCCUCCCACUUCACAUACGACGAUACAUACGACGACUUUGUAUUCACACCGCAGGGACCGGACGCGAUGGAUAUCUUAGUGACAGGCCCUGCUGGCAACACGCCUUUUCUACAGCGUGCGAAGCGGGCACCGGAAGAUCAGACUUCGCCGCAUCGGAGCCCAGGACGGAAGAGAAUGGGCGAAGUGGCACGUGAAGAUGUAGCCACGACAGCAGCGGACCCCGUCUCUAUGGAUGCUUCUUACAUUGCUGAGGGUGCAGCUCUACUCUCUACUCUUGCCGAGAACGUGCUUCCCCACGAAAGCGAUCCCAGCCAGCCCAAACCCGAAGUCCUGAUCUACGCCCCAGGUCCCCACACCGGACUCUCUCUCGAAGAAACUGAACUCGAAUAUCCCGUUUUCUACUAUGACAAUGCUCCUGCCUUCAAACGCUUGUUCGAGGGCGACGAGAUUCGGGAGGCCGAGCGGUAUGAGCAGGCGAGGGAAGGAGGAGAAACGUGGGAAGAGAGGCUUAGGGGAAUGAACCGCGAGGGAUUCACGCAUAGAGCUGGAAAUAGAUCUCGCAGCACGUCCCAGGCCCAGACGUUCGUUCGUGAGAGUGUAGAAACGGAGGGAGGAGGAGGAAGAGGAGGAGGAGGAAGAGACCAAGAUGAGAACCAGCGCUUUGAACAUCACGGAGCUCAGCAGUCCAAUCUAGGUGAAGGCCAGCAGGUCGACCAGAGCGAACACCAAAGCUUCGUUCAGCACCAGGACCAGCCCUCCAACUCGAACGAUGGCCAACAAGAGCGUCACGACAAUGAUCCCUCUCCAAGCCCUCGGCCACCUAUAUCCAACUCGGUUAGGAGAAUGCUCCACGCGCGCGCCCUCGCCGAUCCCGACUUGAAACGCCUAAUCACCGCUUCCCUCACCGGCCACGCCACCCCCGAGGAGCGCGAGCUGGCCAGUCGCCGCCUCAAAGCGCUACACCACACUCUUACCCAAGAGCAAGCUGCUUCAGAAUACCGCGCCGCAGAGAUGGCCAGGGCCCUCGAGGCGCAAAAAGCAAUACUCAAGACGGUGGAUGCAGCUGCGAAGGAACAAGCCCUUCAAUCCCGCGGCUUCAGAUCCACGCCCCUGCGACCACGACCUGAGCUCUCGAGGGAAGAGAUGGUGCUGAGAUUUGGUGAACGGGCUACCGCAGCGCACUUGGCAACGAAGGCGGCGAGGGCAGCUGGUGCCGAUAGCGCGGAGCAGGCGGCGCAGGAGUUGGAGACGUUGACGAGGGGGGCGCCGUCAAUGGAAGACGCGCUGUACCACCGGAGGCCUGGGAGGGGGAGUGCGCGGGUGGGAUCGCUGCCAGAAGGGUUCACUUCUACGCCGGCGAGGAGGGCGCCGCGGAGUGAGGUCGUGGAGGAGCCGGUGGAGAUGGAGUCGUCGUGGGAGAAUAUGUAGCAAUUCGACUUCCAGAACCGUGAGGGUGGUCAGAACGAGGGUUAGAUAAGUACAUGUUGGCGCUUAAAGGGCUAAAAGCGGUAUGAAUGGCGAUGUUCCGGGAAGAGAGUACCUGGGGAUAGCUAUGUC